This is a messenger RNA of Durusdinium trenchii, 2433 nucleotides long. NCBI's taxonomy places the organism in Eukaryota, Dinophyceae, Suessiales, Symbiodiniaceae. The record is from the annotation of a GenBank genome assembly.
AUGCGCAUCCAGGAGUCCCAACCAUCCCGGCCAAAGCUGCCGCCAUUCAAUGCGAAGCACGUCAUAGCUGCCAAAGAGGCUGCAGAAAAGAAUACCCCUUCUAUUCCUGAAUUUUCGGAUUUGCUCGUGAACAAUUUUGCAACUGGACGAUCUAGUGGUGCUGAAGCAGCCUACCUGCAGAACAGGGGUUUGAUGUACAACCAUGCUGCUGGCCGGGAGGAAUGGCAGUGGCUGUCGAUCCUCUACCCCGAUGACCUUGCAGAAGCUAUUUACGCACAGGGCGAAGACAUUUUUCGCAAGUGCAUGUUUGGCGAUGUUGAUGCCAUGUGUUCGAAGGAGCAUUUGUUUGGAUGGAGCGACAAAGGCUACUGCUACAUGUUCUCGUCAUUGCAAGGGGACUUGAAAUGGGUCCACGAGAAGUACGGGCUGCACAAUUUUAGAGCCAAUGCAUGUUGUAGCACAUGCGGUGCCUUGAAGACAGCUGAUGACUUGAGUAUGACCAUUGCAGAUUUCAGGCCAGGAGCUUCUCAUGUUGGAACAGAGCCAAACUUGGAUGAGUUCUAUGCUAUGGACCCUUGCAUCUUUGAGCUUGCCACACGGGACCGUGUACUGCAUGACUGUAUGCACAGUCAACUUUUGGGGACUGGCAAGGUCUGCAACGGCAGUGCAUUGAUAUACCUUGCUGAAUCUGGCUACUGGGGCGCUUUCCCAACUGGCCGCGGAGCAGGGAAAUACGAUGAUUGUUUGGAGACCUGUUUGAGAGCUGCGCACCGAGACUUUAUUUUUUGGAAAAAAGGGCGGAAGAUUCAGACUUCUCAAUCGAGAUUUACGCCAGCUCGUUGUGGGCGUAAAAACCGGCAGCAGUAUCCAGCGCUAAACAACAAGGCGGCAGCUUCAAAGGCUUGCACAAUGUGGUUGGCGGAGAGAACAUGUGAGUUUGCUGCACGGGCCGAUGCCACGGAGCAAGACCAACUUGUAUGCACAACUGUUCACAGCUAUGCCCUGGCCUUGCUCCUCAUGGAUGAGACAGAGCUGUUGAUGAGCGAGGAGCGCGCCACGAGGUUCUACAACCUCAUGAUGAGGCACUUGCAGACUCAUGCACUACUCAACAAGAGAUCCCGACUCUUGGUUGGAAAAGCUGUUGGCCGAAACAUGUGGCUCAUAAUGCCAAAGCACCACCACCUUUUCCAUGCAGCCCAUCGAGUGCUCACUGAGAGAGUGAAUCCUCGAGCCUGGGCACUGUUUGCCGGAGAAGAUUUUGUUGGGCGUGUGGCCCGUAUAGCCCGUGUUUGUCACAGGUUGACGGUCAGCCAGCGGACGUUGCAACGCUAUCUUGCACUGGUCUAUUUGGAGCUGCAGAACUUGAAGUCUUGAGCGUUCAUGUGGAAAAAACAAGUGUUUUAUGUGUCUGUGCAGGGUGAGUUAGGGACGUGUGGGAUCUGUUGACUGAUGUUGACUCUUUGAGCCCAGGCUAUACAUCCAAAGGCACUGUCAGAGGUCCAAUCUGAGGGUUCGCCGAGGGUCCGCCCCAGACUGGGACCUCGCCAGAUUUUUGCGACGUCCCCACCUACCUCCGACGUCCCCCUGACGUUCCCGAUUCUUAGGGAGGGAUCAAUAACAAAACAAAUAGGGAUCAAUAAAAAAAUAAGUAGAGAUCAAGACAACAACAAGCAGGGAUAAAAAGAAGCAAUAGAGAAGAGAGAAAAGAAAUACAGAAAUACAGAAAGAAAGAGAGAAGGAAGGAAGGAAGGAAAGAAAAAAAAGAAAGAAAGACAGAAAGAAAGAAAGAAAUACAGAAAGAAAGAAAGCAAGAAAGAAAGAACGAAAGACACAAAGAGCGAAAUAAAUUGAAGUAGACAUUGAAGUAGAGCAGUGCUUACAUGAACUGCUUGCAGGACGCAUUAUAGGCAAUAUUCAGGUGAGAGCUAGGAGCCAUUCGAAGGUAGCAGACCUUUUUGUGAGCCACCUGGAGGAGGGAAGCGGCCAUUCCAAGGUAAGCCUUCCGAGGGCAAAACUUGGAGGAGGAAGGCGUCAGUCCUUUUGUGAGCCGCCCGAGAACCAAAUUUAGAGGAGGAAGGAGCCACUCGCUAAGGUAGCACGCCUGUGGCUCACAAAGGAGGCAGGCGCCAGAGCGGGCAAGGGAGUUAUUUUUUGAGCGCGCGAGUGAGGUGUGUGCAUUGGCGUCGUCAUAAUUCAGUAGGCAGUGGCGGCGCGUGCUGCCGAGAUCGCUUACUCAAGUCAGCCAGUGAGUUGCAAGCCAACCCCGACAAAGACCGCUGAAAGUUAGAGAAACAAAUAUCAAGAACGCCCAGACACAACCAACUGCACACAGCAACAUCCAAGCGCGGACCUGUCCUCCAAACUCCCACGAGAACGGCAUUUUUGUAAAGGUCCACCACGCUCUAUUUUAUUGCCCAGCGCCCUACUUCUCCU